AUGUCGUACUUCCCAUUUCUUGACCUGCCCGUCGAGAUCCGCGAGAUGGUGUACGGCUACCUGAUCUCCUUUGACGGCAUCCAACGAUGCAUCGACGCGUACAACGACGUGUUCGCGGACUACAAGGCCGUCCUUAGGAACCCGCAUCUGAUCGAGCAGUACAAGAAGACCCCGUCCAUCCUGCUCGUGAACCGGCAGAUCCACGCCGAAGCGCUGCCCUUCGUCGGCAGGGCCGAGCUGUAUCUCCACGCCCCGUUGUACAGUUUCGAGUUCGGCGGGCUCGGGCUGUCCAUACAGGGAGCGCUGCUGCCGGACGGCGUGCUGGAAAGGAUCAAGCGCGUGCGCUUCAGGUUCCGAAUCGUAGAGUCCAUCGCCGUCGACAUGGGACCUGGCGACUCGUCGUCGUCGUCGCCGUCGUCGUCGGCCUUCGACGCUGACGCGUUGCUGGGGACCGCAGGCAGCUGGAGCGACGCCACCACGGAAACCGUGCUGCUGUUCAGCAAAUUCUGGGCUGCGCUCUGGGUCCACGUUCUCACCGUCUGGAUCGAUGCGCCAAGAGACGACAGGACGCUCGUCGUGGAACGACAGCUCGAACACACCGAGUGCGUCGACGAGACCUGGGUCCCUCGUCUGGACUUGGCCACGUACGAUUUGCCUACCGACACGGAGGGGCUUCGAAAUCUCAAACGUGCAAUUUUUGACUGCUGGAAGGAGGACCUCUACGAACCUCUCCUCAGCUUCCUCCGACCUUAUGAAAUCUGCCAGGCUUAA
This is a messenger RNA of Verruconis gallopava, 771 nucleotides long. RefSeq lists its product as uncharacterized. The record is from RefSeq and is a predicted model, not a curated record. Bases 1 to 771 code for a protein of 256 amino acids. NCBI's taxonomy places the organism in Eukaryota, Fungi, Ascomycota, Dothideomycetes, Venturiales, Sympoventuriaceae. The transcript is spliced from 2 exons.